Molecule: messenger RNA, 1014 nt
Organism: Aureococcus anophagefferens
Lineage: Eukaryota; Pelagophyceae; Pelagomonadales; Pelagomonadaceae
Exons: 1
Biological process (GO): fatty acid beta-oxidation
Cellular component (GO): mitochondrion
Molecular function (GO): NAD+ binding; (3S)-3-hydroxyacyl-CoA dehydrogenase (NAD+) activity
Source: RefSeq, a predicted model, not a curated record
GCUCCGCGCCGCCCGUGGGCGAGAUCGCCAAGGUCGGCGUCGUGGGCAUGGGCCUCAUGGGCCACGGCAUCGCUCAGAUCUCCGCCGCCGCGGGCACGGCCGUCAUCGGCGUGGACCUCAACGCCGAGGUGCUCGCCAGCGGCCGCAGGGCCAUCGAGACGAGCGUCGGGAAGCUCAACGCGCGCAAGGCGAAGAAGGACCCGGCCUUCGACGCCGACGCGGCCGUCGCGGCGACGCUGGCGAACCUCUCGUACGCGGACAGCGUCGACGCGCUCGCCGACUGCGACCUCGUCGUCGAGGCCAUCGUCGAGGACGCGGGCGUCAAGGCGAAGUUCUACGCGGACCUCGGCGGCCGCAUCAAGCCCGGCGCCAUCUUCGCGAGCAACACGAGCUCGCUCAAGGUCACGCCGAUGGCGGUCGCGAGCGGGCGGCCGGACCGCUUCGUCGGCCUGCACUACUUCAACCCCGUGCAGCUCAUGCGCCUCGUCGAGGUCGUCAAGACGGACCACACGGACCCGGCGGUCUUCGACCUCGUCGACGGCUGGGCCCGGGCGACGGGCAAGACGACGGUCUCGUGCAUCGACACGCCCGGCUUCAUCGUCAACCGCCUGCUCAUCCCGAACAUCUCCGCGGCGCUGGCCAUGGUCGAGCGCGGCGACGCGACGGUCGCCGACGUCGACGCGGCCAUGAUGCUCGGCGCGGGCCACCCCAUGGGGCCCAUCCAGCUCGCGGACUACGUCGGCCUCGACACGUGCCACUCGAUCCUCGCCGGCUGGGCCGCGGACUACCCGGAGGAGCAGGCCUUCGCCGUGCCGCCGAGCCUCGCCAAGAAGGUCGCCGAGAACAAGCUCGGCCGCAAGAACGGCGAGGGCUACUACGUCUGGGCCGACGGGCCCGCGUCGACGAAGCCCACGGGCGUCUCCGCGGACCCGCUCAUCGACGAGCGCGUCGCCGCGGCGGCCUAGGCCGGGGGCGCCGAGGCGGCCGCGGCAUAGAGGCAUAGAGGCGGCUUGU